AUCCCCGUGUGCUGCCCGGCAGCGCGGCGCUCCGUGAGCCACAACUAUUCGGGCCUCAGGGCUCACACCUGUGCCGGGCACCAGAAUCACAGCUGACGUUUCCUCAGAGAGCCAUUAAACCCGUGAAGAUGGCAGACAACAGCAAGCAGGAGCAGUCAAAAUGGGUAACAACAGUCAUUAUGAGCGCAGGCCUGCAGAAUCACGAAAUCUCCACAAUUCUACAGAGGCAACAACAUCGAGUUCGAUAUUCAGAAUCAGUGGAAAUGGGUUCCGUGAUUUUUUCCCUUUCUGGUGUUGCAUUUAUUCUGGCAGACAUUCAAGACUUGCUCGUGAGAGGGGAAGAGCAGCUUUUAGAAAGAAUUCAGAAGUUUAUAAACAUACAUCGCAAUAGCUUUCUGGUUUUAUCAGCUGCUCUCCAUGGACCACAGGAAUGGAAUGUAACGUUUAGGAUUCAGAGAAGAUUCCUGGGAAGCAAUUUACGUGUUAUACCAGUUCAUAAUACUGCUGAAACUGUUAAGUUGAUGCUAACUAUAGCUAAGAUGAAUUCCAAGCCACGUCCAGAUGAUGUUUCUCAGAAAAUGGCAAUGACAAAAGCCCACAUAAUAGAAAAUAGUCCAGUCUGGAAGAUGCUUCAGGAGUACCAGCAGUUGCAUAGUAAUUAAUUUAGUGUGGAGUUUUAUUCAUAAAUAAAUUUAAAUAAAUUAUAGCAGCUAUACUUUAAACAAUAUAUAGAAUGUUCUUAAAAUAUACUCUUGCGUUUAAAAAAACUAUAUAUACAAUUUACGCAUUUGAAACAAAUUUAUAUUAAACAACUAUACAGUGAAAAAUAGUAUACAUUGUGCCCCGUAUGUUUUCUAACAAAAUAAAAAUGUAGCUUAACUGCACUAAAGAGAAGUCAUCCUGACAUUUGGUUUGAUUUGGAACCUAUGCAUUCAUCUGUUCAUAAUAAUAUAUCAAAUUAUGUAAUAAUUCUUAAGGAAAACUUUAUCAUCAGAGAUAACGAUCACCAAAACAAUUUCAAGAUACAGGUUUCCUGUGUUCAAGCAGUUGUGUAUUAAGCCUUAUGCAGUGUGUUUUUAAACACAAGUUUUAUCUGUUCUUUUACCGAGUUUUAAUACCUUACUUGGCUCAGGGCUGAUGUUUAAACCCGGUCUGAAACUUGGUUUGGUUUGCCUUUAUGUAUUAACUAUAGCUUAUAGACCUGUUUGUAAAUAUAGAAGCUUGUUUGUCAAUAUUAAAAAGUACUAAUAAAAAUAACUACUCCUUUAACAGUGCUUUUUAGUUCCUGGCUCUCCAGGUUACUUUAUAAAAAUCUUCAUCAGACAACAACUUAUCUAAAAUAUUUUGAAAAUGAACAGAACAAGAAAUGCACAGUCACACAUUCUUACCACAGCACAACACAAAAACAUCUUGUAGAUUUACUUCCUAUACUUCAGCAAAAACAUCAGGUUCUGAAGGUGAACACUUUAGUAAACAAACCAUCUGUGAUCACAGACAAAAACAGCAAAAUAAGUUUUUUUU
Molecule: messenger RNA, 1521 nt
Organism: Coturnix japonica (Japanese quail)
Lineage: Eukaryota; Metazoa; Chordata; Aves; Galliformes; Phasianidae
Gene: C11H1orf146
Product: chromosome 11 C1orf146 homolog
Biological process (GO): reciprocal meiotic recombination; synaptonemal complex assembly
Cellular component (GO): chromosome
Source: RefSeq, a predicted model, not a curated record